Tilletiaria anomala UBC 951 is the source of this 2173-nucleotide messenger RNA. RefSeq lists its product as uncharacterized. Lineage: Eukaryota; Fungi; Basidiomycota; Exobasidiomycetes; Georgefischeriales; Tilletiariaceae. The record is from RefSeq and is a predicted model, not a curated record. The transcript has 2 exons. Gene Ontology annotation, molecular function: protein dimerization activity; RNA polymerase II cis-regulatory region sequence-specific DNA binding; DNA-binding transcription factor activity, RNA polymerase II-specific. The coding region runs from base 179 to 2173 and encodes 664 amino acids. Gene Ontology annotation, biological process: regulation of transcription by RNA polymerase II.
GCACGGCAGCACCCGACUGCCAGCGGAGCGGAGAAGAGAGUGUCGUGCGCCGUUUCUACCAAAGAGUGCACCUCAUCCUCCUUUCGAGCGAGCGACGUGCUUCUUGUGCUCCUUUCUCCUCGACUCCAACCCCCGUAACCAACCAGCCAACCAACCCCAAACCAGUCCCCGUACCACCAUGGCACGCGCCUCGCUCGCAAGCAGCGACAACACCGCGCCGCACAGCGAAGAGCUGCAAGGGCAGCAGCGCGGUGCGCGCCCGCCGCGCACGUCGCGCGUGCUCAAGCGCAAGACGGAUCACUCACUCAUCGAACGUCGUCGUCGCGACAAGAUCAACGAGCGCCUCGUCCGCCUGCAGAACAUUGUGCCCGCCUGCAAAGCCGAGGCCGAGGAGCUUCUGCGCAGCAAGCCCCCGCCCCCAGCAGUAGCUGUGCCUGUCGGCGACGCGGGCGCCCCUAGGCCACGGCGAGGCUCACGCCGCGCCAAGCAGUCGCCGGUCUGGACGCAGGAGCAGCUCGAUCGCAGGAUCGACGGUGAUAUGGUGCUUGAGAAGCUCUGCAUCAUCUCGCACACCUACGACUACGUGCUGGAGCUGAUGCAGCAAGUUAAAGCGUACGGCGCACUAUGCAAGUGCGACCCGCCCGUCGAGCAGCAGCAGCAACACAGUGCAGCGCCAGACCACACGCUCUCUUCCAGUGUGGCUCAAGACGCGCACCGUGCCUUUGCGCAUAACCUCGUCAUUUCCGACAAAGAGCAACCGCAACUGCAGCAGCAUCCAUCUGAAGAAUCGCGUGCUGGGCUCAGCAACAGUCACCACCCAGACUCACACCCAGCCCCAGACCCAUGUCCCGAAGCUGCCCCUGCUGCCCCUGUCAUCGACAGCUACACAUCCCCAUCACCGCACGGCUCCUCGGCAGCCUCCUCGCCUUCGUCCCCCGCGCAGAUGGCCACGCCGCCAGCGUGCUGCAAGAAACACCGUACACACGCAGCAGCCACUGCCGCCUGGCGCUUCUGGGGCUCUGACCACCCUAUCCCCGUCACCUCCGCCACCACCGUCACCACCGCUCCGUCGCAGCGUGGGCACGCGUACGGCCGCUCGGCGGCAAGUCAGAGCGGCGUGCAGGCCAACCCCGCAGCACAGGCUCAGGCGCAAACGAAAACGCACACGCACGCGCGACAGCAUCCAGCUGUCGCCGUCGAGCACAAAGAUACCGACCAUCAUGCGUGCUCCUCACCUGCGUCGAGCUGCGGCAGCUCCCUCGCUUUUGCCAGCGACGACGACGAUACGUACAGUGUAUUUCGUAUUGGGGAAGUGGGCAGCAGCGCCGACGAUCUCGAGCUUUGCGUACGUGCUAACACCAGCAGCGGGGGCGGAGGCAGCACCAGUAGCUGCACUAGCAAGGCUCUGCCGCUGCUCUGCGCGCCUGCCAUGAGCCGCAUGGACGCUUCCUACAUUUGGACAGACCUCAGCGCUGAGCGCAAGCGGCGCAGGCAUGAUGCCGACGAAGGCCUCAGCGCGCAGCAGCAACAGCACGCCCCUAGGCCCGUGCGACGCGCGCAGGACGCCGUGCGCUGCGCGCUGAAGCGCCCACGUGUCUUUCUCCCUUUCGCCGCCUCUGCCCCUGCUGUUGUUGAUUCUGCUGGCGAGCACGCCCUUUCCAAGGCGCCGCCACGGAGAACCGGGGACAAGCCAGCGGAAGCAGCAGCGGAAGGCGUGCUGCCGUGGCUCAGCAUGCCUGUGCUAUCCUCCUCGAAAUCCACCUCGUCUUCGGCACCUCCUUCAUCGACACUGCGAGGAUCGUAUCGCCCUCAAACGCACACGCUUCCAAAUGCCGCUUACCCACGUCUGUCAAUAUCAGGGAAGACUCUAGCGCCAGCACCCGCGCACGACCACAUAUGCGGAGUGCACGGCCCGCACCUGCCCCUCCCUCUGGCCCUGGGCCUGUCCAUGCCUGCGCGGGGUCGCGUACGCAUGCAGCCCAAGCACGCAGCACAGAUCUUCCACCAACAGCAACCACUCGAACAGCUGCACCUUCGCAGGCCCGCGGCCCACGGACACGUUACGGCCACAGGCGGAGGCGAAGACGGACUUGUGCGCUGCGCCGAGGUCAUCAGUGCUGGUGUCAGCGGCGCUGGUGCAGGGAGGGACUCGAGCGUCCGGAGCUCGCUGUGA